Anopheles funestus (African malaria mosquito) is the source of this 2000-nucleotide messenger RNA. RefSeq names its product putative defense protein 3. Gene Ontology annotation, molecular function: oxidoreductase activity, acting on metal ions. Lineage: Eukaryota; Metazoa; Arthropoda; Insecta; Diptera; Culicidae. The transcript is spliced from 3 exons. The coding region runs from base 1394 to 1915 and encodes 173 amino acids. The record is from RefSeq and is a predicted model, not a curated record.
GUCGUUGUCGACUGGUUAAUGUUCACUUUCAAGAUUUGUUCUCCGCCGGUACAUAUGUGCGAACAUGACGUUGUUGUGUGCUACAUUUCUAUAUGCCGAUACGGCUGCUGGUGUCCGACGAGAAUGAUAACAGUGUAAACUUUGAUGAUCAAUCGUGUUCGAGGCCUUUCAGUGCACAUUGUGCGUUAAUGGUAACGAUCAUAAAAAGUAUCGCAUGCUUGGUUUGAAGAUCGAGGCCGAUGUAAGUGCGCGUGACAACAAGUGUAUAGUACCAACAAACGGUAACAAACAACUUUGCUGGACCGACCACUGCACAGAUUAGAUUACUCGCAUCCGAACGGGGUACAUGGAUUAACGGCUUGUAACUCAACUCACUUGUUUACUCGCAUGGACCACUGAGAGAUGUGGCGAAAAAGGAAGAAGUGCGAAUUAUAAAUUUAAUUUUGACUAUUGUUGAAAUGUUUCUUUUUCAUAAUUAUAAUGCAAAUUGCAUAUAAUACUGCAAUGAAGAUGACGAUUGCUAUUUCAUCAUUGAAUUGAUAUAUUGUAAGAUCAAACCUUUAUGUAUGACCAUCUGCAACCUGCAAUGCAAAGGUGUCAAACUCGCCGCUAACUAUGGGCUUUGGAGUGUGAAAUAAUUGAAAUUAGUAAAAUGAUUUCGUUUUGAAUUUCGUGUUAAGUACAGGUAGAGUUUAAUGUAACUUUCUCACUUAUAGUAAAACUUCAACGAUCCUUUCGUUACAAACGUGCUUGAAGCACUUUUCCUAACAUCUUAAGCAAUCUGUCUUUGACCCCUGGCAGUGCUCAUGAUUCAUCGAUCAUGAGCUGAAAAGUGUAAAAUAAUAUAUUUGAGUAGUAUGAAGCGAUUUUUUCCUUCUAAUUGAACCUUGUACCAAUGAGAAAAAAGAAGAAAAAAGAGAAAAAGAGAGAGAGAGAUAAAUGAAACCUUCUCGAACCGACCCAAUAAAACCAUUGACCGGUGGUAGUAAAGACCCUCGUUCCAUUAGACACUGAGCUGAAGGUUACUAACGCCCUUGUAGCUUGAUCAUGGUGAAUGCAAUGCACCGAUGAAAAGUUGAACCGCACGCAGGGGCAAAGACAUAAUUUCAAUUUCCACCAGUUCAUUCACCAAAUCCACUCCAUCUGUUAGUGUGUACACUGUAACACACCGAAGCAUAAUUGUUUGUCCCCACCAAGCCGGGGGGCUCAAAACGCAAUAGAAGUCUCCCUCUCUUCUCGUAUGCUGUCAAUCUGAAAGGCGUUAAGGAGGGAGAUGUUAGUAAUAUAAAAGAAGUAGAAAUGGAUUUUUUGGACGUUUAGUCCAUGAUCAUUUCUUCAGUUCGCUACACAAGGCAUAGUGUAACUACAGUUAGUUUUGUAAACGAUCACCAUAAUGCACCGUCAAAUUGGAAGAUUUUGCGCGCUAGCGUUGGUCGCUUGUAUGCUAGCGUUUCUCUCAACGACGGAAGCAUUUCCCGACGGUGCUCCGGCCGAUACUUGUGUAAAAAGCCGUACCAACGAGCCUAACCAUGGUGCAGCACGCAGUCAAAGUUUGGGAACGCUACCCUAUCAGGUGACGGCGAGUGGCAAUGUGUACGGUCCCGGUACCCAGAUUCAGGUCACGAUACAUGGCCACCAGGACGUGUUCCGAGGAUUUUUCCUGCAGGCACGCGACGCGCAGACAAACGAAUGGAUCGGUUCGUGGUACGAGACGCCAAACACGAAAACCAUCCCAGAGUGUUCAUCGGUGACGCACGCUGACAAUCGGGACAAGGAACAGGCUACCUUCGUUUGGCAGGCUCCAAAGGAUCGCCAAGGGCAGGUGUACUUUACCGGUACAAUCGUGAAAAAUUACGGUACAUACUGGGCUAGUGUGAUCGCUGCUGUACCGGGUGCAGUGGGACGCCAUCUCUGAGCAGGUGAAGUAUGCAGGACGGAAAAGAGAUGCUGAAGGGGAACACCUUACUGCGUUUGUAAAUAUACCGUACACUAAAACAUGA